UAAAACUAGAAUACGAUGUCGUAUAGUGGGCCUUUAUAUAACGAAAGUGAACGAGUGAGUGAGACAUAUAAGAAGGAGGAAGACAAUGAACCAAAAAUGAAAGGAAAGAAAAGAAAGAUUGAAGAAAUGGAGAGUGAAAAAUCCAAUCCCGAUGCCAACGCCGUACUCAUCGACUCAUUCUGCGAAAUCACUUCUUCAACCAAACAAGAAGCACUUUUCUUCCUCGAAAGUCACAAUUUCGACCUCGACGCCGCCGUUUCAACUUUCCUAGAUAAUAGCAUCAACAACAACAACCCAACUAUCCCUCUAAACGACAACACUACUAACGUCGUUUCACCUUCCGAUUCUCUUUCCCCCGAUUUCCACCCUUCCUCUUCUCCCUCUCGCUCUCGAUCUUCCUCACCCUCCCGCGCUCCUUACGAGCUCCGAUCCCGUCGUUCUCGCGGCAAGAAACCUUCCGGUAGUCGCCAAGGUGGAAUCCAUACCUUACGUGAUGUUAAACGUAACCAAGAUUCUCGUUCUGUUUCCGAUUCUGAAUCUGAUGAACCGCAAGAGUACUUCACCGGUGGUCAAAAGAGUGGUAUGCUUGUCCAAGAUCCUACCAAAGGUGGUAACACUGUGGAUGAUAUUUUUGAUCAGGCUAGACAGGUAGCUGUUGAUGCUCCUACUGAAAACUCUUCAAGGUCAAGAAGUUUUAUUGGAACUGCCAGAUUGCUUUCUGGUGAGACAUUGGAAUCUGCUCCUCAGCCAGUAGAAUCAAUUGCUCACAUGGUCACUUUUUGGAGGAAUGGUUUUUCUGUAAAUGAUGGUCCUUUACGGAGGUUGGAUGAUCCACAAAAUGCAGCAUUCCUUGAGAGCAUAAAGAAGUCUGAAUGUCCUAAAGAACUUGAACCAACUGAUCGUCGAGCUUCUGUCCGUCUCAACCUCACAAGGCGGGAAGAAGACUACCCCGAACCAGUGAAGCCACGCAAUGCUCCAUUUCGGGGGGUUGGAAGAACUUUAGGUGGCAGCAGCUCAAGCAGUGAAGCUGCCGGUGAACCUAUUCAAACAACUACUGGUGCUUCCUUAAAUACUGCUUCAGUACUAGCAGUGGGUCUAGUUGUUGAUGAGUCCCAACCUGUGACAUCAAUCCAGCUAAGGUUAGCUGAUGGUACACGUAUGGUUUCUCGCUUCAAUCACCGCCAUACAAUCAGAGAAGUUCGAGGAUUCAUUGAUGCAUCAAGACCUGGUGGGGCAAGAAGUUAUCAACUACAGACAAUGGGUUUUCCUCCCAAACAACUUACUGAUUUGGACCAGACUAUAGAGCAAGCUGGUAUAGCCAAUUCAGUUGUUAUCCAAAAAUUGUAGGUUGUUUCCCUGAUUUUAUUUCCAGUCAUGUUGAAAUUACUCUGCUAUGCAUAAACAUUGAUUGAUCUACUUUUGUGAAUUCCAAAAUGUUCCUUGUUGGUAUACUCCAUAUGGAAUUGCUUUUCAGGAAAAAUAGAAAUGAUGUUUAAAUGAGGUAUUGUUAGUAGGAAAGCUAGUCAAACACAUUUCUGCUUA
Molecule: messenger RNA, 1542 nt
Organism: Cicer arietinum (chickpea)
Lineage: Eukaryota; Viridiplantae; Streptophyta; Magnoliopsida; Fabales; Fabaceae
Product: plant UBX domain-containing protein 4-like
Biological process (GO): autophagosome assembly; membrane fusion; nuclear membrane reassembly
Cellular component (GO): nucleus; cytosol
Molecular function (GO): ubiquitin binding
Source: RefSeq, a predicted model, not a curated record